Messenger RNA from Drosophila hydei, 2087 nucleotides. It is a transcript of the gene Kap-alpha3, whose product is annotated as importin subunit alpha-3. Gene Ontology annotation, molecular function: nuclear import signal receptor activity; protein binding. Gene Ontology annotation, cellular component: nucleus; nucleoplasm; cytoplasm. Bases 405 to 1946 code for a protein of 513 amino acids. Gene Ontology annotation, biological process: NLS-bearing protein import into nucleus. The transcript has 7 exons. The record is from RefSeq and is a predicted model, not a curated record. Lineage: Eukaryota; Metazoa; Arthropoda; Insecta; Diptera; Drosophilidae.
GUAUUCAAAGGAGUCCAUAGUAAAAAUUGAAGUUAAAAUAAUUAUCCACGCAAAAUUGCUUAAGGCCCAUAAGAGAAAUAUACCGGUGUAGUUUAUUAGUUUACAGCCCUGAUAAAUGGAAGCGCAGCCAACUUUAGUCACGUCGCUGUCACGAAUUGCAAUUUUUAUAUCAAAAGAAGGUUUAAUCACUAUAUCGAAGGCUUGUACGGUGUCAAAUCGUAAAUAAGUGGACAACGAAAAAUAAUAUAUAUAAGCCACGAACUUAUUUGGAAAUUUAACAGAAUAAGUCUCUCACUUUGGAUUGGAGGUUAUUGGUAGACUCAUAUACCCACAGCUAUAUAUAUAGAUAUAUAUAUUUAUACAUACAUAUAUAUAUUUACCAACAUACACAUUGAAACAGUAAAAUGACAUCGCUGGAUCAAAACCGCUUGCAAAAUUUUAAAAACAAAGGAAAGGAUCAAGAUGAGAUGCGCCGUCGCCGAAAUGAGGUGACAGUAGAACUGCGCAAAAAUAAACGCGAUGAGACGAUUCUUAAGCGUCGUAAUGUCCCUAACAUCGACUCGAACACAGAUGAGGAUGAGCAAUUACCCAAUUCGAUAAAUUUAAAGAAACUUGGUCAGGCCGCCUCCGAUCCAUCGAAGCCGGAGCAACAGUUGGCCGCCGUUCAAGCUGCACGGAAAUUGCUAUCAUCGGACAAAAAUCCACCCAUUGAUGAUCUGAUUAACAGCGAUAUAUUGCCUAUUCUAGUUGAAUGCCUGAAGCAACAUAAUCACACAAUGCUCCAAUUUGAGGCCGCAUGGGCAUUGACUAAUAUAGCCUCAGGAACUUCCGAUCAAACCAAUCAGGUGGUUGCUGCCGGUGCUGUGCCGCUCUUCCUUCAACUGCUGAAUUCACCCGCUCCGAAUGUUUGCGAACAAGCCGUGUGGGCGCUGGGCAAUAUCAUUGGUGAUGGUCCCUUGUUGCGUGAUUUUGUUAUUAGGCAUGGCGUCGUGCAGCCGCUGCUGUCGUUUAUAAAGCCAGAUAUACCCAUAUCGUUUUUGCGCAAUGUCACCUGGGUGAUUGUGAAUUUAUGUCGAAACAAGGAUCCGCCGCCACCAGCUGCCACAAUACAUGAAAUCCUGCCCGCACUCAAUGUGCUGAUUCAUCACACGGACACUAACAUCCUGGUCGAUACAGUCUGGGCCAUUAGUUAUUUGACCGAUGGCGGCAACGAUCAAAUCCAAAUGGUAAUUGAUAGCGGCGUAGUGCCAAAGCUGAUACCGCUGCUGGGUAAUAAUGAGGUUAAGGUGCAGACAGCUGCAUUGCGUGCUGUAGGCAAUAUUGUAACCGGAUCGGAUGAACAAACGCAGGUGGUGCUCAAUUACGAUGCUUUAUCGUAUUUCCCAGCGCUCCUGUCGCAUCCAAAAGAAAAGAUACGCAAAGAGGCUGUCUGGUUUUUGUCAAACAUCACCGCCGGAAACGAAUCCCAGGUGCAGUUUGUCAUUAAUUUUGGCUUGCUGCCGAAAAUCAUUGACAACCUGAGCAAGGGCGAAUUCCAGACACAGAAAGAAGCAGCUUGGGCCAUUAGUAAUCUUACUAUUAGCGGCAGCCCCGAGCAGGUAUUUACAUUAAUCAAGGAAGGCGUCAUACCGCCAUUCUGCGAUCUGCUCUCAUGCCAGGACACUCAAGUGAUCAAUGUCGUGCUCGAUGGUCUCAAUAAUAUGCUCAAAGUGGCCGCAUCACACAUGGAGGAGGUUGCUAAUUUGAUUGAGGAAUGCGAAGGACUCGCUAAAAUUGAGCGUCUGCAAAACCAUGAGAACGUUGAGAUCUAUAAGCUGGCAUAUGAAAUUAUUGAAAAAUACUUUACAGAGGGCGAACAAUCUAAUCUGGCACCAACCUCUGAUGGCACAGAAUACAGCUUUGAUCCCAAUACAGACAAAGUACCAAUGAACCCCUACAAUUUUUAAUACCAAUGGCUGAGCAAGACCGUAUACAGAGAAACACACGUCUUAAUUGGUGUAUACUUAAUUGGUAUACAUAUAUAGCAUAUAGCAAUUCAAUUUCAAACGAUACUCUGUGCUCAUUUACCAACUACAACACAAAAAAAA